GCAAACAAAAGGGCUGGAAGAAUCCAGAAAGUUCCAGCCAGUACCUUUUAUGUGGAAGAGAUCAUUGGUAACGUCAUUCCUAUGGAGGACGUGAAGCUUUGGCGUUUUUGGUCAACAAGGGAGGAUAUGGAGGAGAUGCCUGUCAUCUUUUGCCGUUUCCCAUUUGUGUUGAAUCUGAUAUGCAAGAUGGCUGUUUUCAACAUUCAUGCACAUUUUUCAAAGGAGGUUCACAAACUCGCCCACCGGCUGACAGUGAUGUGUCCUGGAACGUUCGAGACAACCCAGAAUCUCCCCCUGCUCCAGUCUUCCAGUUGACCUUAAGGCGCCCGUCACUCAUCGAAGACACCUUCAGACAACUGGGUGCUGCAGAUCAUGACUACUUCCAGAGAGAACUUGUGGUGCGGUUUGUGGAGGACAUGAAGCUGUCGCUCCUCAACAAAAGGGACUUUUUCCUCCAUGUAUUUGAAGAGCUGUUGGCACCAGAGUCUGAGAUGUUCAUGUACAACGACACCAAGACACUGGUCUGGUUCCCUGCCGUGCCCAGAGUGGAGGAGAAGAGCUACUUCCUGUUUGGUGUCUUGUGUGGCAUGGCCCUGUACAACCACAACAUUGUACACCUGCCCUUCCCUCUGGCCCUGUUCAAGAAGAUGGUGGGGGUCAAGCCCUCACUGGAGGACCUGAGAGAGUUUGACCCUGUUGUGGGAGGGAGUUUGCGGUACCUCUUGGAGGACUACACUGAUGAUGAUGUUGAAAAAAACCUGGACAUGACCUUCACCGUGAUCUGGGAUGACCAGAAGGUGGAGCUGGAUCCCAAAGAAACAGGAAAACCAGUCACAAGUUUUAACAAGAAGAAGUUUGUUGAUGCCUACGUCAACCUUGCCUUCAACCAAUCAGCGGAGAAGGUGUUUGAAGAGUUCAGGAGAGGCUUCUUCAAGGUGUGUGACAGGGACGUGGUGGAGUUGUUCCAGCCUGAGGAGCUCAGGGGAGUCAUGGUGGGGAAAGAGGACUACGACUGGGACACGCUCAAACAGAACACUGUGUAUGAUGGAGAGUAUCAUGCCAGACAUCCCAACAUCAUCACAUUCUGGGAGGCUUUUGAGGAACUGACAGAUGACCAAAAGAAAGCUUUCCUCUUGUUCCUGACGGGCUGUGAUCGCGCUCCCAUCCUGGGCAUGGACAAGAUCCAGAUGAAGGUGGCAGUCCUGCAGAACUCUACUGAACUACAUUUCCCAGAAUCCCUUACCUGCCACUUCCUACUGCUGCUGCCCAUCUACCCCUCCAAGGAGAUGCUGCUGGCCAGGCUCAAAGAGGCAGUGGCCCACAACAGAGGCUUCUGGAAGGAGUAAUGAACAUUAUAUAUAGGCCACUGCUGUGUUCAUCAUUUCAUUCAAUGUGUUUCUUACAUGUCAAUAUAUCUCCAGAUUUUCCACUAUUUUUAAACUUUUAAAUGUUGCCCUUUUCCUUGGGUUUUUCUAUUGGAAAUGUGAAUAUUGCAAAUCCAGGAUAUGUAGCCUGCCCUAUUAUUGAAAAAACAUUCCUUGACUUAAUGUCUACUAAUUCUGAGUGUGAUAUAUAAAAAUAACAUUCUUAUUCAGUAAUAUACAUUCAAGAGCCUACUUAUUUAUCUAUGCUUUCUUUAUUUAUAUAGUGUGGCAUUUGAUGUAAUCCUGCAGUAGUGUGGCAUUUGAUGUAAUUCUGUAAUAGUGUGGCAUUUGAUGUAAUCCUGCAGUAGUGUGGCAUUUGAUGUAAUUCUGCAGUAGUGUGGCAUUUGAUGUAAUCCUGCAGUAGUGUGGCAUUUGAUGUAAU
Molecule: messenger RNA, 1806 nt
Organism: Oncorhynchus keta (chum salmon)
Lineage: Eukaryota; Metazoa; Chordata; Actinopteri; Salmoniformes; Salmonidae
Product: probable E3 ubiquitin-protein ligase HERC6
Exons: 10
Coding region: 180-1346 (388 amino acids)
Biological process (GO): protein polyubiquitination
Molecular function (GO): ubiquitin protein ligase activity
Source: RefSeq, a predicted model, not a curated record